Molecule: messenger RNA, 1284 nt
Organism: Planococcus citri (citrus mealybug)
Lineage: Eukaryota; Metazoa; Arthropoda; Insecta; Hemiptera; Pseudococcidae
Product: tropomyosin-like
Exons: 4
Coding region: 358-1284 (308 amino acids)
Source: RefSeq, a predicted model, not a curated record
CGAAAUGCACAGAGUAAACUAUCAUAAAUUUAAACGUAGUGCUAAUUGGAAGUACGUGUAAUUAAAAAAUGAACUACGAGUAGCAUAUUGAGAUGUUUGUUACCUGUUUCAGCUGAUUAGUUGGACGUUCGUGUGUUAAAUAUUCGUUUGACGAGAAUUAUAUCGACGCUGAAAUUAGGUAAGCUGAAUUUAGAAACACCUAUGAGUAGCUUGCACGUACCUACGAGUAAACCAAGAUUGUUUCGAAAAUUAAUUACCUGUCGGUUGUUUUACAGUAGUAAGACGUAUUGGAUCGUGACUGGCAAAUUCAAGUAGCUAGAAGUGAUCUUCUAAUUAGACAUAGUUAUUGACGAUACGAUGAACGACGCGAACGAAAGAGAAGACGUACCGAGACGAGCGUUUGUUUGGGAUGAUAGUAACAGCAGCACAUCCGAAAGCGAAGAGGAAGAUGACGCAACGCAUUACCGCGUUUUCCGCUGCCAGCUAUGCGGACAGGCCAUUGGGGAAGGCUCGAGAAGCAAAAAAUCGAAUUCCAGAGCCCUCGCCUUGCCAUGCGGACAUCAGUUGCACAAAAAAUGCAUGAAAAAGCAUAAUGUCGAGGUGCCGGGUGAUUGUCCGGUGGUCCGGUGUAAAAAAUCCGGUAAAGUCGAUCCGGCCACAUGGGUAAAAUUACGAGGUGGCACGACGGAGAUUUCGAGACGGGCCAACGAAGAUAACGAGUCGCUGCGGGAAAGAUUGCGGGAUGCGGAACGACAGGUACAAACGCUGAUCGAGCAAAACGAGUCGCUCAUGAGAAAUACGCCGAGAACUGAGUUGGAGCUACGAGAACGCGAGCUGAAAAUCGCAAUCGACGAAGCGGUGCGUCUGCGUAAAGAAUUAGACGAGCUGCAGGCUACCGCUACUGCACUUGCUGAUCGGAAUCGGGUCCUCCUACUAGCGCAUGAAGGCAAGGAAGAACCGACGCCAGAGGAGCUGGUGGAAGACGCCUACGCGAUCGAGAAAGAAAAACGAGACUUUGACGUGCGAUUCGAUGCUGAAAACAGAGCAAUUCGAGAUAGGCGUUACCAACAGUUCGAAGAAGCGUUACGCGAAAACGACACGAGUUUCGAACAGGCAUUAAGCGCAAUAAGUCGAGCGCGCAGCUUCAAUCAUAUUGAAGAUCACCGCGUCAUGAUGCUGUUGGACCUAGAUCGCCAAGCAGAGGAGCGUGAGAUUACCUUGACUGAGAUACUCGAUGGUUUGGACGUUGUGCCGGUGUUAGGAGGUAAGCGUCGGCAAAUAUAG